AUGGACCACACCCAGGCAGCCAGAACCAUGGAGCUGAAGGAGAACACGUCCAUUGUCGUGCUGGGCGCCUCAGGCGAUUUGGCCAAGAAGAAGACAUACCCAGCGCUUUUUGGAUUGUAUCGAAAUCAGUUUCUGCCCAAAGAUGUGAGAAUCAUCGGAUAUGCGCGUACCAAGAUGGACCAUGAGGAGUACCUCAAGCGCAUCAAGUCGUACAUCAAAACCCCUACCAAGGAGAUUGAGCAGCAGCUCGAGAACUUCUUGGGUCUUUGCUCAUACAUCUCGGGCCAGUACGACAAGGAUGAGUCCUUUGAGGUCCUCAACAACCACUUGGCCGAAAUUGAAAAGGGCCGCCCCGAGACUCACCGAUUGUUCUACAUGGCUCUUCCUCCCAGCGUCUUCACAAUUGUUUCGCAGCAUUUGAAGAAGUGCUGCUACCCUCCCAAGGGUAUCGCCAGGGUUAUUGUUGAAAAACCUUUCGGCAAGGAUCUCGCAAGCUCCCGUGAACUCCAAAAGUCACUCGAGCCUGACUGGAAGGAAGAGGAGCUGUUCCGUAUCGAUCAUUACCUUGGUAAGGAAAUGGUCAAGAAUAUUCUGAUUCUCAGAUUUGGUAACUCCUUCCUCGGCGCAACUUGGAAUCGACACCACAUUGAUAAUGUUCAAAUCACUUUCAAGGAGCCAUUCGGCACUGAGGGACGUGGAGGAUAUUUUGAUGAGUUUGGCAUUAUUCGAGACGUCAUGCAGAACCACUUGCUGCAGGUUUUGACUCUCCUGGCCAUGGAGCGACCCAUUUCAUUCGACUCGGAAGAUAUUCGUGAUGAAAAGGUGCGCGUCCUGCGUGCUAUCCCUGCCAUAGAGCCCAAGAAUGUUAUCAUUGGACAAUACGGGAAGUCGCUGGACGGCAGCAAACCUUCAUACAAGGAAGACGAUACUGUCCCCCAAGAUUCGAGAUGCCCCACUUUCUGUGCCUUGGUUGCGUACAUCAAGAACGAGCGCUGGGACGGUGUUCCUUUCAUCAUGAAGGCUGGCAAGGCCCUGAACGAGCAAAAGACAGAGAUUCGAAUCCAGUUCAAGGAUGUCACUUCUGGUAUUUUCAAGGACAUUCCGCGAAACGAGCUGGUUAUGCGCAUCCAGCCCAACGAGAGUGUGUACAUUAAGAUGAACUCGAAGCUGCCUGGCCUGAGCAUGCAGACUGUGGUUACUGAGCUGGAUCUUACUUACCGACGACGAUUCUCGGAUUUGAAGAUUCCCGAGGCUUACGAGUCUCUCGUCCUGGACUGCCUCAAGGGCGACCACUCCAAUUUUGUUCGUGACGAUGAGCUCGAUGCCAGCUGGCGCAUUUUCACUCCCCUGCUCCACUACCUGGAUGACAACAAGGAAAUUAUCCCUAUGGAGUAUCCAUAUGGUUCGCGCGGCCCUGCUGUUCUCGAUGAUUUCACUGCUUCGUACGGCUAUAAGUUCAGUGAUGCUGCCGGCUAUCAAUGGCCCACGACUACGGCUGCACCACCAAACAAGUUGUAA
Metarhizium acridum CQMa 102 is the source of this 1518-nucleotide messenger RNA. Lineage: Eukaryota; Fungi; Ascomycota; Sordariomycetes; Hypocreales; Clavicipitaceae. The record is from RefSeq and is a predicted model, not a curated record.